This is a messenger RNA of Onychostoma macrolepis, 3905 nucleotides long. RefSeq lists its product as uncharacterized. NCBI's taxonomy places the organism in Eukaryota, Metazoa, Chordata, Actinopteri, Cypriniformes, Cyprinidae. Bases 891 to 1793 code for a protein of 300 amino acids. Gene Ontology annotation, cellular component: external side of plasma membrane; membrane raft. Gene Ontology annotation, molecular function: MHC class II protein binding; protein tyrosine kinase binding. Gene Ontology annotation, biological process: positive regulation of ERK1 and ERK2 cascade; T cell activation; interleukin-15-mediated signaling pathway. The record is from RefSeq and is a predicted model, not a curated record. The transcript is spliced from 7 exons.
AAAUUAUUAAACUUGAAUGUUUUUUGUAGUCAUCUUGCAUGUUUUGAGAGCUGGUGGAUGGUUGAGUUAUUGAAGUUGAUACAUUGUGUUAACAGCAUGUUUGAUUUUAAUAGAUACAGUUAAACUCUAUCAAUUUAUUUCAGUGCACUUUUGAUAAUAGCAGUGUUUCUGCAGGGGAUUGCCCCACUGAAUGCUGGUUAAUAGUUAUUGAACGCUGCAGAACUCUUGCAGGGAGUCAGUCAUCAUAUUGAGUUUGACCGUUUAUUGCACAAGAUUUGACCAUAUACACAUGUUAGAGUAUUUGAGGUAGUUUCUGAAAUAAAUAAAGCAACAAAAAUAAAUAUACAUUGUCUAAAUAUAAUCAACGAUUCAACAUGUCACAAACUGUAUAAUAAACAACUUUGUGAAGUGCACUGAUAUAUGGAAUAUAAACUGAGAAAUAUAUCAGCAAUAUCUCUGUGAGAAUAACAAUCUACAAAAACAAUGAAAUAUAAGUUAUAUAGAAACGAGACUGUCUCAUUAAUACAGACGUCAGUAACGUGACGUGACUGCGACGCUGAAGUAACUUGUGAACACUGCACUACGUUAUUUACGCAAGUCAUUACUGAAACAUCACGCAGAUCGCAAGAGUUCAACUUAAAGGGGAAGAAUUCACAAAAGUUGUGUUUCAGUGUCACUUCAUAAGUUACAAUUAAAAAAAACACACCUAACUGCUAUGUACAGUAUAUAUUUAUAGAUACUUCUUUUUCACACAUAUAGUGUGAGUGAAAUGCAGCUAAACAGUCAGUUGUUUCAGAUCAGAGGAAGUUAACACCCGCAGGAGGAGCUGAGGAUGUUUAAAGGAAGAGAUGUAAAUAUAGAAUGAAAAGAAAGACGGACAGAAACAGAAAAUGUCUGAUAAGUGUGACAUGUGUCUGCUGGGACUGAUCACUCUCUCUGCACUUCUCACAGGUAGCAGUGGAGUGGAUGAGACUCAUGUGUUCUGCAGUUCUGGUGAAAAUGUCCGUCUGUCCUGUAAUAAUGCUCUUCCUGGCUGCACAUCAACUGUAUGGCUCUAUAGCAGACAUUCAGAGGCAGUUGAACUGAUUACUGGAGGAAUAAAGAGGAAAGACACAGAGAGACAUGAGAGACUGAGUCUGGGCUCUGACUGCUCUCUGAACAUCAAGAACGUCACAAAAGAAGAUCGUGGAUCUUACUCCUGCCGACAAUAUGUGAAUGGAGUACAACAAGGAACUGAUGCACAAGUUUAUCUGCAUGUUCUUCAUGUCUCUUCAUCAUCCUCACAGUCUGAGAUCAGAUCAGGCCGCUCUGUGACUCUCUCCUGUCAGUUAUAUUAUGAUCGAGUCUCUUGUGAUAGUUUGGUUGGUUCUGAGGGAAUUGAUCUGAUCUGGGUGAAUCAGGCUGGUGUGAAUCUGCAGACAGACUCCAGAUUUCAGAUAUUCUCCUCAGAACAGUGUCUCAGCUCUCUGACUACAACACUCCUGAAUGAAGAUCACAACAGAGAGUGGAGAUGUCAGGUUACACAGAGAAACCAGCUGAAGACCUCAGCCACAUAUACUGUCAAGUAUUCAGCUCCGACCGAAACAAAGACACCGUCUCCAGUCACCAGCUCUACAUCAGCUGCAGCUCCUACACAACCAGAAGCUGCUGUCACAGCAUCAGAAACUGUAGUCUGUAUGACUGCUGGAUCAUUAAUCAGAGUGAUUGUGAUUAUUGUUGAGAUCGCAGUGUUUGCUGCUCCUACUGUGAUUCUUCUUCAGAUCAUCUGUGUGAGAAGAGCUGUAACGGGGUGAAGAAUCACACGACAAGAAUGGCUCGAUAAAUGCCCCGAAGGGUCCUAUCUCCGACUUCUGGAGCAAGCCUAACCAACAAGCCUCUUUCACAGAACAGCUUGCAACAUUAAGACAAAAGAAUACUCAUUGACAAGUACAAUGCCGGAAGGAGAUCGUCAAAUUUGGGACAAGUAAUCAAGAUUAAAGGUCAAAGAGAUGGCCAUCUCAUGUGUUCCACAAGAGAAAUCACGAGCUUCUUUAGAUUGACUUUUCCCCCACACAUACAAGACAAAGACUGAGACUGAAAUUCCUUUUGGUCUCCACAGAACUACACAGAGACUUUCUUUUGCAUAUGCACAUAAAACCAUCCUAAAAGGACAUUGCUAGGCAUAACACUAUAUUAUGUAUGUAACCCACACAUUAGAUUAUCAUGUUUUAAGCACAUAUUAUGUAUGUCUUUUUAAUAACUAUUGAAUGACUUUAAGGUUUAUUCGUGUUUGGUAUGUAUGAGCUUGACAAUUCUAGCUUGAAACGUUUCUUCCAAUUGAUUCUUUGUCAAAUGUAUCAUAUUCUGGUUAUAGAAAUCACAUCCAAAAGUGUACUUUGCCAGAGUCUGUAAAAUUCGGACCAUGUGACUGAUAACAUGCUGAUUUAUGAUGGAAGGAACAACCCUAGCUAAGAUAAUAGCCUAUCUAAUUGGUCAAGACAUUGACCAAAAUUCAAAUUUUGUCCAAAAAGCCGAGUUUUGACGCUGUUUUAGCGCUCUUUGAGCGUGCUCUGGCCUACAGGCCAGUUGCUACUUAACACCACGAUGAGAGGAAAAACCACCUAGUCUCGUUACUCGAUUUAUUCUUUUACUGUAGUUUAUUUUCUUUCCGUUGAGUCUCGUGUUCAAAAGUUAAGUUUGCUGCAAAGUCCAGCUCUGACUGCACCCGCUUCAAACUUCAACCAGCAACUGACUCCAAGACCAUCCUCAGCCAACACCCAACCAUUGGCUUCCCAAGACAUCACUUCAAAGACUACUGAACUUCCAGCCAAUCACCAACUCGGGAAAACCCCUUUCCUGCAACAAUGAUGACAGAAGGGAAUCCUUGUAACCAAAGGCAACGCAAGUAAAACAACUCCAGAUUCUAACUGAACUGGUGCAUUUAAUAUAAAAUUUAGCCUCAUUGAGAAACUCAACGCGAGGGUUAAUUAAGUGAUUGAUGGUUUGUUCAGGUCUAUGCGAUAGCACAUAUUGCUAUAAACUUGGGAUUUCACUUUCUCAUUCUCUAAACUCAUCCUUUCUCUCUUUUUGCAACGUGUGAAUGUGUGAAUGCUUGUGUUCAUGUGUUAGAUUAGUUUAUGUCUUAGGUUUAUAUAAAUAAAGUCGUAUUUAUAUUUAAAAGAGAAGUAUCUUGUGUUUUGUGCUUACAAGUUAAUGUCUUAAUCUGCCGAUCUUGUUACUGUGCUUAUUAAUAGUGUUUACACUAUAUUUUGGAUUUUAAUAUCCAGUGCAGAAUUAAUGUUAUACGGCUCGUUCAGUGAAUCGCUGCCGACUCGGUGAACAGCCGCAAAACAGUGAUUCUGUUCAAAUUCCCUAUAAAAUCAUAAAUGAUUCCCUUUGAGCUAAAUUAAAUUAUAUUUAUGUAUCAAACCCUACAAAUGGAAGGCCCGUGGAGAUUUACCCAGUGGCUUUGUGUGCACCAGUCGGAUCAGGAUGGGGCACCUCUUAAAAAAAAAAAGAAGCACUUUCUUCUUAAAAAAAAAAAAAAAAUUAUAAUGGCCAUGCUAUAGCAUGCACCAUGCACAAAAGCUGCUUCAGCAUUGGCCCAGCCCCAAUGAGAGAUGUGUCAACCACAUCCAGAAAUAGACUGAUGAAAUGACAUCUUUAAACAGACAUUUUCAACAGCCUUUUUAACUACUGAGAACCACUGGGAUACAUAUCUGUUGUUGCUACACAUCACACACCAAUACAUUGACAAUCAGAUUUGCACCACUUUCACAUAUUUCUGAUACUGGUGGGCCUUUUUGAAUAAAUCAUUGGAAUUUUUGCUUAAGGUUGCAACAUAAAGGCCAAUUCACAAAACAUCAACAAAUGCAGACCAACACGGUCAACAGAUUACAGAUUACACUUCCAACCAAUAUUUCAAU